AUGAAGCUACUAGGCCUUAGCAUUCUGGCGCCAGCGGUUUGCCAAGCGCUCAGCCAUUUUGAAUGGUCAUUUCCAAGUCUCCCUCCUAGCAGAACGCUCGAUGACGUUACAUUUCCAGUCAGCCUUGCCAAAGCGCAACAUACCAAGCAGUACUUUCUUGCAUAUCAGUUCACCUUCGGAACGCAAAACUCUACUCAAAAGACACUUGGCCACAUGGGCUAUAUAGGGCUUCAGCCUCAGCCUGACGUUGAGGGCCGAAGCAGAAUCCGCGCAGUCUUCUCCUCAUUUGCAUCUGAUACCAACUCAUCGCACCCCAACUGCCACGCCGGUGCCGAUACCGAUAGCCCCGAGCCUCCUACGGGCAUGAGCUGCGCCGUGGUAUACGAGGGGCACUACCCGCACGCUUACAAUCUUGCUGUUCGGAAAAAGUACCCCUAUUGCACGGGCCGGGUCGAAUGCCACACGUGGGCCGGAUCUGUCAUUGAUACGGUGACGAAAAAGGCGAUAGAGAUUGGCGUGUGGACUCUACCUCACGAGAACUACGAUGGUAUUGAGGCCAAUACGGGGUUUAUUCAAGACUUUGUGGGGAAGCCAUCGUGUGCUGACAUGCCAAGAAGCGAAAUCUACAUCAAAUUCCCAAUCACUUCGACGCCCGGGGCGGGACAUGGAUUGAUUCAAAGGCCCUAUCAACAACAGACAAAGUGUAAAGAUCAAAACCACUUCAAGCCAACCGAAAUAGGUGGGGGAUGGGAUAUCAAGUGGGGAUGGAAAUAG
This is a messenger RNA of Metarhizium acridum CQMa 102, 774 nucleotides long. RefSeq lists its product as uncharacterized. The record is from RefSeq and is a predicted model, not a curated record. Lineage: Eukaryota; Fungi; Ascomycota; Sordariomycetes; Hypocreales; Clavicipitaceae.